Nymphaea colorata (pocket water lily) is the source of this 1959-nucleotide messenger RNA. RefSeq names its product GTP 3',8-cyclase, mitochondrial. NCBI's taxonomy places the organism in Eukaryota, Viridiplantae, Streptophyta, Magnoliopsida, Nymphaeales, Nymphaeaceae. Gene Ontology annotation, biological process: Mo-molybdopterin cofactor biosynthetic process. Gene Ontology annotation, molecular function: GTP 3',8'-cyclase activity; cyclic pyranopterin monophosphate synthase activity; 4 iron, 4 sulfur cluster binding. The coding region runs from base 239 to 1465 and encodes 408 amino acids. The transcript has 8 exons. The record is from RefSeq and is a predicted model, not a curated record.
CGGACAGUGUUUGGUCGAGGGGGUCCAGGUAAGGUCCCCUCCUCUCCGGCUUCACCCCACGUGCCAUCUUCAGGUUUAGCGAGAAAGAGAUAGAAAGAUUUGAUGCAUAUGCCAUCGUAAUUUCGCCAACUUCGAAAUUCUCUGUAGAUUUCUCCAACGUCGCGACCGAUAAGGGAAAACCUGAGAGGAGAAGUGAAGAGAACGCGGCUCUGCCGUUCUUCACGUCUGCGGAAGAGAGAUGCGAGGGUGGUGGUUUCGCGAUCUCAGUCAUCAUCGACGUUCAUUGAGUUCGAAAUAUCGUCUGUUUGGUGAUUGCACUGAUGCCUACACUUUCAGAUUUGUGCGCAAAUUUGGUUUCUCUGCUUCACCUAGAAGCACGCAGAUGCCCCGUUUUGCUCGUGAUGAAACUCAGAUGAGGAUGUGCUCCACGUCUUGUGCAAAUCUGUCGAUUGAGACUGUUCAGAAUGACUGUCCCGUUUCGGAUAUGUUAAUUGAUUCAUUUGGAAGAAUGCAUACUUAUUUAAGGAUUUCAUUAACUGAGAGGUGCAACCUCAGGUGUCAGUAUUGUAUGCCAGCUGAGGGUGUUGAACUUACUCCCAAACCUGAACUUCUAACAACAGACGAGAUUGUCAGGCUUGCUAAUAUCUUUGUCAGUUCUGGUGUGGAUAAAAUUCGUCUGACUGGUGGGGAGCCAACUGUAAGGAAGGAUAUUGAGGACGUUUGCCUGCAGCUGUCUAGCUUGAAGGGCUUAAAGUCUUUGGCCAUGACUACGAAUGGUAUAGCUCUCGCAAGGAAGCUCCCAAAAUUAAAAGAAAAUGGAUUAAAGUCUAUCAACAUUAGUUUGGACACGCUGGUUCCUACAAAGUUUGAGUUCAUGACUCGCCGGAGAGGACAUGAAAAGGUUCUGGAGUCAAUUGAUGCUUCAAUAGGCCUCGGAUACAAUCCUGUGAAAGUAAACUGCGUUGUAAUGCGUGGUAUUAAUGAUGAUGAGCUAUGUGAUUUUGUGGAAAUGACACGGUACAAACCUGUUAAUAUCCGGUUUAUUGAGUUCAUGCCUUUUGAUGGGAACGUGUGGAACAUAAAAAAGCUUGUACCUUAUGCAGAGAUGUUGGAUAGAGUGGAAAAAAGAUUUGGCAAGUUAAAGAAAUUGCAUGACCAUCACACAGAUACAGCCAAAAGUUUUAAAGUUGAUCACUUUUGUGGAACGGUCUCUUUCAUAACAUCAAUGACAGAGCAUUUUUGUGCUGGAUGCAAUAGGUUGCGCAUUCUCGCUGAUGGAAACUUCAAAGUGUGCCUUUUUGGUCCCUCUGAGGUAAGUUUAAGAGAUCCAAUUCGCAAUGGUAUUGAUGAUGAUGGGUUGAAGGAAAUCAUUGGGGCAGCGGUGAAGAGAAAGAAAUUUGCUCAUGCUGAUAUGUUUCAACUGGCAAAGACGGCGAACAGACCGAUGAUACACAUUGGUGGGUGAAGCUCGUUUCAUCCUUGCCACAGUUUUCAUGAGUUCUACACUUGCCUACAGGCAUGGGAACAGUCAAAAGCUUUUCCAGAUUUGACUGGCAUUCAUUGUUGACAUGGCUGUGCUUAUGGCUGAGCUACUGUGACGUCCUGUAAUUUUUGUGUAAAACUUUAGUGGCUGAGCGGGUUCAUUUGUAGUGGUGGACCAUUGGCUUCGCUGAUCAUCUUUGUUUCUGGAGGCACCUCAUAGACGUUUAAAUCACAAAAGACGAGUUUCUUCAGUGUUCAUAUCCUAAUAUGAGGGCGUCCAUUAUGGAUGUAUGGAGACCUGCCCUGUCGAUUCCCGUAUGCUGUACCAUAUGAUUGUGUAAGACCACGUGUUAGAUGCAGUACCAAGUGAAACCCUGUGGCGUGGUAUGGAUGGUGCUGCCCAGUCUUGACCUUUCAAACAGUCUUCAUCAUUGAAUUGAAUUGCUUACGAUAGUAAAAGGUUCUCUUUUCCUCGAA